Molecule: messenger RNA, 2611 nt
Organism: Toxoplasma gondii ME49
Lineage: Eukaryota; Apicomplexa; Conoidasida; Eucoccidiorida; Sarcocystidae
Product: cytosolic fe-s cluster assembling factor nbp35, putative
Exons: 7
Coding region: 743-1990 (415 amino acids)
Biological process (GO): iron-sulfur cluster assembly
Cellular component (GO): cytosol
Molecular function (GO): ATP-dependent FeS chaperone activity; ATP binding; 4 iron, 4 sulfur cluster binding
Source: RefSeq, a predicted model, not a curated record
GGAAAAACUCUUUUUUUUCUUCCAGUUUUCUUCGGAUACUUCUCCCGCGGUUGACGCCUCUAGUAGAGUCGGCGACGCAGUUGUUCCAGCGACUCUCGGCAUCAAAAGAUAUUUUCUUUCUGCCCUGGACCUUCUCGCUUUUUUCUUCCCCUCCCUUCUUUUGUCUUCCGUUUCUCUCCAUCACCUUCUCUCCCUUUCUGAGAGCUUCCUCGGUGUUGUCACAUUUCUCUCGAGGAAAGGACCUUUUCUUUUUUGACGCUCCAGAAGAGACUGGACAGCUCUCGUUCUGCCAGACGGGAGGACUGGCGCGCCGACUUCUUCAAAUACGCAACGUCUCUGGGCUCUAAACUCGGUGCAGUGGGAACAGAAAGACUGCAAAUCCCUCCUGGGAGACAACAUCGGCUGUACAGACACCGACUCCGACAGGUGUCGAUCGAAAAGAAGUCCUGUUUGCGUUUUCCUCGACCUGAGAAAUCCGUGGAGAACAAACUUUCUUUCCAUCUCCAGGGUCCUGAGUCCUUCAUUCUGCAACCUCUGUUCGAAGAACCUCCUACAGUUCCAGGUGUAUGUACACCUCGGAAUGUCUUCCGCACAGCGUGAGUGAGUGAUUUUUUUCUCUCUCUUUUCUCCUCUUUUCGGGGGAGAGACUUCGAUCUCGGUCUCCGUUUCCCGUUUGAAGACGAAUCGUCUCCUUCUUUAUUACUCGGUCUUCCUUUUAUUUCGCCACUUCGUAUCCCAGAAAAUGGACCCUUUCGCACUUUCUAAAAGAAACGUUUUCCUCCUGGGUGCAGCCUCAGGGGCAGUUCUAGGCACAGCGGCAACUCUGGGCACUCUCGCCUACCUCCACUUCAAACGAGGUCGCUCCUGUCCCUUCCAAACUGCUCUUAUCCGAUCGCUAACAAACCUACUCUCUCCUUCCUGUUCCUCUCCUUCUCCUUCUUGCUCUCCUUCUUCUCCCUCUCCUUCUCCUCCUUCUGCCUCUUCUUCUCCUCCUCCUCCCCCUGCGUCUCCUUCGUCUCCUCCUUCUGCUUCUUCUGCUUCUGAAUUUGAUGCGGCGGCUGCUGAGAGAGAAGACUGCCCAGGAGUUUCCAGUGCAGACGCUGGGAAGUCUGACGCAUGUGCAGGCUGUCCGAAUCGCUCGUUGUGUGCCGGCGGCGCGGCCGCGGAGGCGGCAGUUGCGCAGAAGUCGGCAGCGAACGAAGUUGCGGAUCGGUUGAGAAACGUCAAGAGGAAGGUCAUGGUUCUCUCGGGGAAGGGUGGAGUUGGGAAGUCGUCGAUUGCUUCGCAAAUCGCGUGGACCGCAGCGUCGCGAGGCCUGAGCGUUGGGAUUUGCGACGUCGAUGUCUGCGGUCCCUCCAUUCCUCUGAUGAUGCAAGCUGUCCACGGAGAAGUCCAUCAGUCCGCUGCCGGCUGGGAGCCUGUAUACGUUCGCGACAACCUCGCUGUGAUGUCCAUCGGUUUCCUUCUCCCGGACUCCGACGCGGCAGUCGUGUGGCGCGGCCCAAAGAAGAAUGGUUUGAUUCACCAGUUUUUUGCGGAUGUGCGUUGGGGUGAUCUCGACCUUCUUCUCGUCGAUACGCCUCCCGGAACGUCUGACGAACACCUUUCUUUAGUUUCUCUGCUCACCACGGACGGCGCGGUGAUUGUCACGACCCCGCAAGAAGCCGCCCUUCAGGACGUUCGGAAGGAAAUCAACUUUUGCAAGAAAGUCGGCGUCCCCGUUCUCGGCGUAGUGGAAAACAUGUCCUCUUCGGUCUUUGCGAGUGUUAAUCCUGACGGUGCCAAGGGCAUGUGCAAACAGAUGGAGGUUCCGUACUCAGGCUCUGUUCCUCUAGAUCCGUCGUUGUUGCGCGCAUGCGAAACAGGCGUAGCCUUGGUAGAGGAGUUUCCAGGGGCACCUGCGAGCGUUGCUGUCGAGAAACUCGUUGUGGAUCUCCUCACGCUUCUGGACUUGCCACUUCGUCGAGAAGAAGAAGAUUCUUUCGAGUGAAAACAGUAGACAGACCCCGGAAGCUUGUAUUCUGUUUUUGGUUUACACCUACUGCCGCGGUCAUGUAUAUACAUAUAUAGAUAUGUGUAUAGAUAUAUAGAUAGAUAAUUGUUUCUCUGUUAGCCGAAAGGAAAGGUGUUGAGACGGAGGGAUAUGUAUGCGGGAAGCAUGCAGUUGAAUUCUUCGUCUUUUGCACGCGCCGAUGCGGCAGGUGGAUUGAGGCAGCUGUUUUUCUUUUCGGGUCUGCGUGGUGGCGAUUUUUGGCGUAUUUCAUGCAGUGACAUUCACCCCCACGAGCGUCACGGCGAGAGAGAGAGAGUUUUUCAAAAGCCAGUGGUGUGCAGGGGUCGGGCAAGAACCGAGUUCAGUUCUCAGUUUUCCCAGAGAGAAGCAGGUGCGUUCAUUUCAGCGGCCGUUGUGAAAUGAGUUGUGCAGAAUGCCUGUGGAGAUACACGUUUUCCCUAGGCCGUUGCAUGCGUGCGCAGUUUUUGCGUUGGAACUGGAGGAAAAGCGUGUGCGAGCUAAGGAUAUUCCGCGUUCCUCGAGAGAGUUCUGAAAUAGCUUAGAAAAAAGGAAGACAAAACGGACAUGCAGAACUGCCACGAAGGGAAUCUGUCUCGU